Clunio marinus is the source of this 396-nucleotide messenger RNA. Lineage: Eukaryota; Metazoa; Arthropoda; Insecta; Diptera; Chironomidae. The record is from the annotation of a GenBank genome assembly.
AUGAAACCAGAAACCUUCGAUCGAAAAGUUGAAUUAGCUGUGAAAGCAGAAAGAAAAGGGCCAAAAUGUUCUCCUUUGACAAUGGAUUUUGUAAUGAAUUUUGACAUGAAUUUUGACAUGAACUUUGACAUGAGCUUUGACAUGAAAUUUGGCUUGAAUUUUGACAUGAAUUUUGAUAUGAGAUUUGGCAUGAAUUUUGACAUGAGUUUUGAAUUGAAUUUUGAAAUGUUGAAGCAAGAAGGUGGAGAACGAUUUAUUAUCAACAUGUUGCCAUGGUCGACAUUAUAUAUAAUUUCUUUUGAACAAUUUUGGCUUGAGUUAUAUCCUGAAUUUUGUCAUGAACUUUGUCUUGAACUUUGUCAUGAAUUUCGUCUUGAGCUUUGUCUUGAACUUUGA